Molecule: messenger RNA, 2871 nt
Organism: Hippoglossus stenolepis (Pacific halibut)
Lineage: Eukaryota; Metazoa; Chordata; Actinopteri; Pleuronectiformes; Pleuronectidae
Gene: tbxa2r
Product: thromboxane A2 receptor
Exons: 3
Coding region: 435-1556 (373 amino acids)
Biological process (GO): positive regulation of blood pressure; inflammatory response; positive regulation of vasoconstriction
Cellular component (GO): plasma membrane
Molecular function (GO): thromboxane A2 receptor activity
Source: RefSeq, a predicted model, not a curated record
GUGUCGUCCCCCAGCCCGUCCCCUUUGUCUUCCGGGGAGUGGUGAAGUGAGCUGGAGGCAUGCACCAGGGGAAGGGGAGAGAUGAGUAUCUGAGCAGCUGUAGGAGAGGACACAGCUGGGGGAAGGGAGUGGAGAUGACCAGGGGUUCCUGCUGACAGCCUCCUGUGGGACGUAGUGUAAGACUUUAACUCCAUCAGAUGGGACUCGGCGUGUGUGACAUGUCCCCCACCUCUUACUGUGAUCGUUGUGUGUGUUAUUAUUGACCUUACAAGUGCAGAGGAGAUGGAGCACAGAAAACCUUCCAACUGAGAGUCGAAUUGGUCCUUGCAAGAGCUUCUGUGGUGGUUGAAGAGAGAGAUGACAUCCCACUGACUGGAACUGUGGUUACAUCUUUGAAUUAUCUGAAGCCAACGACCCUGCACCCGCUGGCCACCAUGAACGCCUCAGUCCUGCCGCUCACAAACAACACCCCACUCUGCUUCACCAAGAACAGCCCUCCAUUCAACUACACCCUCCCCAUCGCCUCAGCCUACUACUCAUCUAUCUUCAUGAUCCUGGGCCUCACCUCUAAUCUCGUCGCCUUUGGAGUUCUCCUCAAGUCCUUCCAGCGGACGCAGAGCCGCUCGCGCUCCUUCUUUCUGAUCUUCCUUGCUGGAUUGGUGUUCACUGACUUCAUGGGUCUCCUGCUCACAGGCACCAUUGUGGUCUCAUUCCAUGUUACUCACUUUAAUUGGCGCCAUUUAGACCCAUACUGCCAUUUAUGCAACUUCAUGGGUAUGUCCAUGGUGUUCUACGGACUGUGCCCGCUGCUGCUUGGCGCCACCAUGGCAGUGGAGCGUUUCAUUGGCAUCAAUCGGCCGUUUGCACGCGCCUCCAGCGGGACCAAGAGCCGGACAAUCUCCCUGGUGUUGUUGGUUUGGUUUAUCGCUGGCUGCAUUGCGUUGCUGCCCCUAACGGGCUUUGGGGCCUACCACUUGCAGAUGCCGGGCUCCUGGUGUUUUUUAAAUAUCAGCUCUAAGGGAUAUGACCUGGUCUUCUCCCUGAUCUUCUCAUUGACUGGGUUGAUAUGCAUCGCUGUGUCGUUUUUGCUGAACACGAUAAGCGUGGUGACUCUGAUCAAGGUGUGCUGCGGACAGGACAGGAGCCAGCGGCGCCGAGAUCACGAAGUGGAGAUGAUGGUUCAGCUCAUCCUGAUCAUGGUGAUCGCUUCUAGCUGCUGGUGCCCCCUCCUGAUCUUUAUUGCACAAACUGUGCUGUCUGGAGCUCCACUCCAGGUCAAAUACCUACUGCUGUGGCUGCGCUUCGCCACCGGAAACCAGAUCCUGGAUCCCUGGGUCUACAUCCUGUUUCGCAGGGCGGUUCUCAAGAGAAUCUACCCCCGCCUUGACUGGUCCCGAGGCUCCAUCAUGACCUUGUACCCAUCUCUCAGAGACACCAUGCGCAGGUUGACACAUUCUUCAAUCACCAGCACCGUGGGAUCGAAUGAAACGGGAGAGAUGGGGAAAUUAAAUGGGACCCCGCCAUCUACCUUGAAGCCGCCGCCUCCUUCUCCGUGAUUGGUUGGGUUUUGAAUUGUUGUUACAGCAGAAUGUGAGAAAUCAUGUUGAAGAUAAUACCUAUUAUCUGAAAGGAUUCUGUUAUCGCAUACCAUUGAAAUUUCUUUCAGUAUUAACAGCGACACUUUAAUUCACAGCAAAGUAUAAUGAUCGAGCCUGCUAAGAACAUUUUAAGCUAACUACAUGCAUCACACACCUUUAAGGUUCAGUGUCGUCAAGUGUUUUUAUGAUGUUUGAGUUCAAAACAUUUUAUUGAGGAAAUCUGUGGUCUUUGUUUUUAUGUGAUUCUUGUGUGAUGUUGUUCCUUUUGAACCCAUUUACAUGAUGAUGCCAAUGAAGAAUAUUUCACAGUUUUCAGGCUCAUGCUCAAUGGUCACGUGUUUUUCCUUUUCUGAAAAGUAUUUAGAUGAACAUUUUGGGGGGAAACCCUUGAAUCUUCAGCGUUAUGGUGGAACAGGCGAAUCCAGAGGCCAUCAGACUGAAAACAGACUUCUGCUGAUCUCAUAGAGGUGUUUGAAAGUGAAAAUGUUUUCAUCCAGAGUAAAGUAUGUCUCCAUGUUUGCCUGGUGCCUUGUGCACAAUUUUCAUUUUACUUUCAACUGUAACUACUAUAUCUGUUUUUUUAUUUACAAUGGAAAUACUGUAAAAUCAUGUGUAAUAGGAUUUAACAUUCCACAUAACUUUCUAGAUAUACACAAAACUCCAAUAUCUGUUUGUCUGUCAUACACCACAUGGACGUAUUCACGUUUGCCAGAAGAAGAAAAAUGAGACCAUUAAAAUACAGUCUUAUAAUGUCAAUAAAUGACAGUAUUUCAAAUAAAAUAUUUACUGUGAAAUGUGAUCACAGCUAUAUUCUGGUUUUAAUAUUGUGGCUGAUCAUUGUAUAUCACUGUAUGAUUGUGAUAGAAGUGUGUCCACUUUACUCACUGCUUAUAGUUUGGUUUUCCUACGGUUUUCUUAUUCAGAGAAUUGUUAGUUUUAAGUGAAUGGAAAUUAAUUUGUGCUGCUCAAACAAAUGAAAAGUGCCAUUUGAAAAAAUGUGGUAUAAACUACAUUGAGUAAGUGAGCAAAGUGAAGUAUAAUUGUACACAAGGGCAUGUAUAUAGCUUUUGUAAUUUGGGUGAACUGUACUUUUCUGCCGAUUGUGAAUAAUAUGGAAUGUUUCAAAAAAUGUAUUCAAAUCCAAAAUUUAGGAAGAAAGUAUAAUUUCCUCAUCUUGUUUUUGUCAUCCUUGGUUUUAGGACACAUAAGUGGUGAAUGAGCUCAACACAAAUGGAAUGUGGUUGUUUGUACAUAAACUCGAAAAUUAAGAAAA